Molecule: messenger RNA, 651 nt
Organism: Dendronephthya gigantea
Lineage: Eukaryota; Metazoa; Cnidaria; Anthozoa; Malacalcyonacea; Nephtheidae
Product: zinc finger MYM-type protein 1-like
Exons: 1
Coding region: 1-651 (216 amino acids)
Source: RefSeq, a predicted model, not a curated record
AUGGGUAUUGAUGAACAAACAGAUAGAAUGAGGAGCGCUUGUAUUCAGCAGAACCGAUCUAUCCUAACCUCCAUCACUAAGACAAUCCUUUUGGCUGGAAAACAGAAUAUCGCUUUAAGAGGACAUCGUGACGACUCCAAGUAUUAUCUUUCUACCAAUCCUGGUAACUUCCAAUCCCUUCUUGAUUUCCGAGUUGAUGCAGGUGACGAAACCCUUCAACGUCAUUUUGAGAGUGGCAAUAAGAAUGCGACUUAUCGUUCCAAGACAAUCCAGAACAAGCUCAUUAAGGUCUCCGGCGACCAGAUUCGCGAUAAAAUCGUGGCUGAGAUAAAUAACAGUAAUUGUCCAAUAUACUCGGUUCUUGGUGAUGAAGCGACAGACUGUGACAGUAAAGAACAAAUGUCCAUUGUCCUGCGAUAUGUUGAUUCGAAGAAAGAAAUUAACGAAAGAUUCAUAAAAUUUGUUGAAUGCAAAGGUGUUACAGGUGAAGCAUUAGCGAACAACAUCGAAGGAACUUUGCAAGAAGUUGGUCUUCCUCUUUCAAAUCUUCGUGGUCAAGGUUACGAUGGUGCAAGUGCGAUGUCUAGUCAGACAAAAGGUGUCUCUGGGCGUAUUUUAGAAAAGAAUUCGAAAGCAUUGUAUGUCCACUGA